AUGGAGCACCUGCCCGAAGGCCUGUUGGCGCACCUCUUCGCUCUACUGUCGGCCAGGGACGUGCUCCAGCUUACCUCCACAUGUCGUGCCCUGAGCGCCUCCUCCGUGUGCGUGCAGCAAGCCCUGGAGCGCGUCAUUACGCGCGAGUUCGGCGAUGUCACGGCGUUCCUGCCAGCCGCAUCCGACCACUGGCCGCGGUCGCUCACCGUGCUACGUGGCGCCGAGAUGCUGCGCAUCAAGGAGCUACUAGCUCGUUCAGCCGCUCGCUCCUUCGAGGACGCCGCGCUCUGCGCGCCCAGCAGCGUCGUCGUCAGUCGCGCGUGGCUCGGCGCCUACAAGAAGCGCUGCCAGGCCUUCGAGCAGUUCCUGCUGCAGUUCCGCCGGACCAAGCGGCAACAGCGGCGUCAAAACGCAGCUAAAAAGAAGGAUGUCGUGGGCGCAGAGAAGCUCAAGCUUGUAGCUAAUUCGUCGCUUCAGGAAGCGGGAGCCAUGAUCGUGUGCGCGCACGACGCGCUGCUGCCAGCGGCGCAGUGCGUAGGCCGAAGCCGUCGCGCUAUCGUCAGCGGCGACGUGUUCAGGGAGAUUGCAGUCUACGCGCCAGAGCUGAGAGGAUUCACGCUCCGGUCCUGCUGCGACUGCACGUCGUGCGUGCUGGAGCAGGAGGCCAGGGAGCUGGAGGCGGAGGAGAGGAAGAGAGCCAGGUUCGACGGCGAGAUUGCAGGCUCCGAAGAGAUGCUGGAGCUGCUGCAGAGGAAGAACGGAUAUCCUAAGGGACUCUUUUCGCCUGUGGACACAGUGGGAAGCAGACAGCAGCAGUUGGCACCGCACCUGUCGCUGAACGGGCGCAGCAAGUAUGCCACGUACUUUCUGGUGCCCAAGAAGUGGCUGAACAAGUGGAGGAAGUUCGUGCGCAGCCAAGGGGACGAUGCCCCUGGGCCAGUGCUGAAUGCAGAGUUGGUGUGCCUGUCGCAUCAGAAGACGAUUGUGCCGCCAUACAUUUCGCUGUUCCUGUCAGGGUUCUCGCUGGAGCAAUCCCUCAAGGCCACCCAAGCGCUGGGCUCAACCCCCGCGCGUCAGUACGAAAUCGUAACGUUCGGCGAGUGGGAGGCACUGUACGACCGAUACUGCGCCGAGUUCGCUGUCGGUUUUGAUGUCAUUAACGGGGCGUAUCACUGGAGAACUCAGGAAUGCCAGAUCUGCAAUUACGGCAUGGGCGGCGGGCCAUCGUCUAAUCAGCCGAACUCGCGGCGGUGA
Messenger RNA from Phytophthora sojae, 1254 nucleotides. RefSeq lists its product as hypothetical. The record is from RefSeq and is a predicted model, not a curated record. Gene Ontology annotation, molecular function: cysteine-type deubiquitinase activity; protein binding. The transcript is spliced from 2 exons. Bases 1 to 1254 code for a protein of 417 amino acids. Lineage: Eukaryota; Oomycota; Peronosporomycetes; Peronosporales; Peronosporaceae.